GACUGUGGUGUGAAGCUAGUGGCUCAUUCAGUGAACUCACGGAGGGGGCACACCAUGUGCUGUGGCUAAACUCGGGGACUGCAAAACCCACUUCCAAACCGGCCGGAAUAGUACAUCUGUUUGAUUGGAUUCACCACUUUUUAAUGAACAAUUCCCGGAAAGCAGUAUUAUCACGAGGAAGUUCUCUGGUGGGGAUGUUUCAUAACUAAUCCGGUGAUUGCCACAUUUAUCUCUGUUGUGUCCUGCUAUGAUGUUUAUUGGUUGUUUACCACUUACGUGACAUGGUGACACUCAUGGCCAAAAUUUAAUGACUACAGCAAAGUAACGUCUUCCUGGAUUGGCUGAUUGUGUCUUUUUCUCUGAGCACGAAAGACUGACCAGAAAUCCACAAAAUGGAGGAGUUGUGGAUAGGAGUUUCCUGAGUCCUUGUCUAAAAAUAACUCUUCGGAUGUGAAUUGUGAUAAAUACUCGGGAGUUGUUUUCAAUCGAGCAAAACUUGAUGGAGUUGUGAAAAAUCAGCAGAGCUUCUUGAUGAGUCCUUGUCUAAAAAUAACUGUUAGGCUGUGAUAACUACUUUGGAGGUUUUUUUUGUGAUGUAGCCGCAGUCUAUGGAAUUGUUAAUAUUAAAGAUCAGCGGAGGUGUUUCAUUAAUAAUUCGCUUCCAUAGUCAACGAUCUGCCGGUACCAGCAAAAUAAACUCUUGUGAUGUGUUGGAACGUAGGAACCAGUUCUGUUGAAUGUUGAAAUUGAAAACCUGAAGCUUUGGUGGGAAUAGAUAUAAGUUUCAACAAUUUUAGUCUCUCUGUACUUUCAUUUUGUUCGUUGAGAAUUUUGAAUGAAAGAUACAUUCCCGUGAUCCUGAAGUUGAACUUUGACGGUUGCUUAAACUAAAGUUUGAUCAGCUGUGAUGAAACUAUUGUCCCCAGCGACGAGGCGCAACGGUUCGUUAAGCCAACAGAGCACUUUCAGUUAUGCAAGCACAUCACCUACAAGUACAGGACCCCUUCUCCCCACCGGUCAGCCCUACCCCCACGGCAGCACCCCCUUAUCAAGUAUGCCGGGCAGCAUAACGCCUCCAUCCAGUAACGUUCUCGUAGACACUACUAACAAUCGCUACUCCUCGGACUCCACCGCGUCCGCUAGCUCUUCCGGUAACUGGUCUAACAGAGAGAGCGUGGACCCGAUGCACAACCAGUCGUACAGGCACGGUUACUACCAUCCGGCCGGCAGCAAUGCUGGACUGUCGUCCCCGCCACCCCCUCCCCCUCACCAAUCCCCGCCUAUGAACGGCUCGGUGCCUUAUGGGAUACCGGAGGACAGGCCGUAUCCUCCGGCACCUGAUCAUUACCAUGGUAACAUGGUUGGUAGUCCGCCCAGGGCCAUGGCUGGUAGCCCGCAGCAUAUACCCUCGCCAACAAAUGAUCAGUCCUACCAGCGGAUGUCGCCCCAGCAUCCCUUGUCGCCACGGCGACUGCAUCCAGAUGCGGGUCGGCAGCUGGAGAACGGCGUCUGGCUGAAGCAGGGAGGAACCGGUAACGGCCAGGUCAAUCAGGACUACUCCGGAGAGGAGAGCGGAGUCGAUGUAAGCUCAUCCACUGAGAGCAUGGAGAAAAGGAGCUAUGGAGGCAUACACACCCCGGGUAAUGUCCCAACCAUCCACAUGAACGUGAACUCCAAGCCGUUGGCCUACUCACAGCCCUUCCAUAGCUUUGAGAACGUCUUGGGUGACAGGGACGUCUUCAGAUCUCUAGCAGGCAAUCAGCGUCCCCAUAGCGACGGUUCCUCCGAUAUCAAGAUGGAUAUCAUGAGACAUCAAGACAUUAAACCGCAGUAUCAGGGCAAGGAUGCUGACAGGAUAUACGAAUGGCUGCGAAGGCAGCGCAUGCCGGAGUACACCAACAACUUCACUAAGGCUGGAUACGACAUGCCCACCAUUGCCAGGAUGACACCCGAGGAUCUGACGGCCAUUGGAGUUACUAAGCCUGGUCAUCGGAAGAGAAUAUCGGCCAUGAUUAGCCAACUCAACGAACCUGACGGGAUACCAAACUACAAACCGCCUGACGUGGUGAUGUGGCUGAAGUUACUAGACUUGUACCAGUACUACAACACCUUUUUGAGUAACAGCUAUGGCACGAUGGACGCCGUGUCCGAGAUCACGUGGGAAGACCUCCAGGAGAUGGGCAUCAACCAAUUAGGUCACCAGAAGAAGUUUACCUUGGCAAUAAAGAGGUUACGGGAUCUCCAAAAGCAGGCCACGCGGGUCCUAGCGUCCGCCCAGCAAGCAGGCAGUGCUGGCAGCGACAAUGACAGUACCUCCCCGCACUCCUCCAACGAUGGGGCCUACCACCACUACCAGCACCCUAACACUCUGAUGUUGGCUCAGAUGGGCCAUCGGACGUCCCCCUUGCAGUCGCCGGACAACACCAUGGUGAAGAAAAGAUCAGGACUCCGCAGCAGCCAAGAGAGUCUAGGUAGCGACGGCAGCAACAAAUCCAGUGGGUCCCAUGGCUCCCAUGAGCAGGCCUACCCAAAGAAGAUCGUCCACUUGAAGCAGCUGUCGGAGACCAGGGAAGCCAGUUACGUCCCGACCAGCUUGAAAGUCUCUUCCACAGGGACGCAACCGGACCACAAAGUACCCUCACCAGAGGGGGACAAAGCAGCUGUCUCAAGCACAUUGCAGACGUUCUCAACAUUCAAGCAGCCGCCCGUCACCACAGCAGCAGGGGGAACAUUUAAGAUCCCUGCUGUUCCUAGGGACAGGAGAUCAAACGAUAGUCUGGAACGGGUCCUGGUUGCGCAAGGGAGCAAUUAUGAUCCCUACAGUGGUGCGUCGAAAAGAAAUUCCAUCGAGGGCGGUUCGAGUAUAGGAUCGAGUGGCUCUGGGGAUGGUUCCGUUAAAAUGAAGCGAUCCAAUCCCCCGGCCCCACCAAAGAGGACAAACUCUAUUAGGACAGUUGACGAGGAGCAAUUGAAAACGGCCACGAUUGGACGGAAGAAAUCUCUGAAACAGUUCCGGGAAGAGAUGGCGGCUGGAAACAUGAACAAGACAGUUGAGCUUCCGGAAGGAUAUGCCACGAUCAAGAGAUCAGGUACCCGGAAAACCUCAACGUUGAACAGAUCGGCUUCCCAAGAGGGAGACUAUCCUGCCGGGAGUACUGGGGGAACCAUUGGGCCCCCUUUACCACCCACGGUACCUGCCAAUGCCCAGGGAAGCAUUAGUGACGGCUCAGAUGGUAGCACAAUUAUAACAGGUGCACCCAAUCAGCCAAGUCCCAGCACAUUUAGUGGCAAUAAGACUCUUGAUGAGACACCACAUCCGGUAGUAAAUUACAGCGCUUAUGGCAUCACCAACCAACCUGUACUCACACCUGUGCAUCAUCAUCCGCAGCAGCAGCAGCAGCAGCAGCAGCCAAACCAACUAUCCGGAACAUACGCUCAGACCAGCAUGCCAAGUCAAACCACUUCAGUGCCCACAAGUCCUGUUGCAGCGCAGCAACCCUCAUGGACAAAUCAACAGACACCGCACUCUAGAGAUAUGGGAAUGACAAACGUAUCGAAAUCUGUUCCAUCAUCAGCUACGUCAACACCUUCCCACAAUCCCACCCCUGUGAAGCCAAAUGCUGCCCUGUUAGCAGAAAUGCAGCAGUCGAUAGCGGCAAGUAUGCCUCCAGGCAUGCGAUUAAACCCCCACAGCUCAGUUAAAAAGGCUCCAGAGUCACCCUUCACAUCCAAUGCAACUACAAAAAGUACUCUGCAGUCUUCAGCAGUUCCCAAUCAGCUUCCCGGAAACAAGGCUGACGAUAAAGCACCUACCCAAAGAGACUCCAGUGGAGUAGCUUUCAGGUCAUCAGAUGAUGCAGGGGAGAGUCAACCGCGACCAUCAUCUGGAGGAACAUUCAAAAUUCCCCAGAGUCUACCUCCUCGUGCAGGUAGUAACAGGCCAUCCUCAGGUGAGCUUCUUUUAAACACCAGUCGAAGACCUUCAUCAGGAGGCUUCAAAUUAGGCGUUGAUGUUGAACUGGAGAAGCAAACCCAAAAUAAGGCACAGCAGGUAGAAGUCAGUAUGCGCGAGGGUGUCCACAACAGCUCCCAGAGGCCUCCUUCAACAGGCAGCACUGGAAGCGGUGGAAGUGGUAGCACAGAUAGUAGCUCCAACAAACAAGACCGGCCCAGCAACAUGGAACUCCUCUGGAAGAGGAUGUCCCAGGAAGGGGAGGAAAAUGCCCCAAUCAUCCAACCAGCUCUCUCCAAACCAUUGGAAGGCAUCUGGCGGCCAAAAUCACGCCACUAUGAGCUUGUGGGUCAGCCGGAGGACCAAAACCAGGCCGAUUCCUCCAGUGAGGGGGAAGGCAGUAACCUCAAGAUUCAAACCAAAGCUACUUUCCGUUCGCUGAAGAAGCAGUUCUUGGAUCAGAACUCCACGCCUAUCACCUACCACACUCUGAAGAGGCCUGCCAAGAAGCCCGAUCCCAACUUCUUUGAGGAGGAUUUCCGGCCCAGGUCAAAGUCAUUCACAGACCUUGAUGAGUACAAUCAGUCACCCGUGGCUAAGGACGCUCCUGUUGACUUUGAGACUUUUGUCGCCAGAGAGGAAGCUCUGCAGCAGCCUGACUUUGAUACGAAUAUUGAGAGUCAACCUCCUAGCUCAGAGUCUAGAUCCUAUACCUCUCCAAGAAACUCGCCUCAAAACACACGGACCCAAAACUCGCCCAUUAAAUUGCCCUUCCCGGAUAACGGAGGCCCUGCUCAGAAACCUGUCAGCCUGCCAGGACUUGUAUCAAAUUAUGGUGCUAAGAACUCAGACAGUAAUAACGGUGGCUUCCAUGAUCAAGUACUUAAUAAUCAUGCACCUCUGCCCACUGUUGCCCCUCCUAAGGUACCACCUCCACACAUUGCUCCUCCUAAGGUGCCCCAACUUCAAAGUCUCCCACCUCAAGCCCCGCCACCACCGCCUCCGGUUCCCCAGUUCGAAGCCCCUCCACCCAAGGUUCCUUCCCCUGAGGAGCAAUCCUCCGAAGUUCCCUCACAAAAAGUGUCCCCGCAGCAAGUACGUCCUCCAAAGGUGUCUCCAAAAGCCCCACGUGUCAAGUCUGCAGCCCAGCUGCCACUGCCUGCUCAACAAGAGAUGAUGCCACCUCCUCCUCCAGUGGAUGAUUUACCCCCGCCCCCUCCCCCACCCCCACCAAAUGAUGACCUCCCACUGCCUCCCCCACCAUCUGAAGACUUUGACCUUCCCCCGCCACCAGAUGAGGCAGGCCUUCCUCCCCCUCCCUCACUACAGACCAACACACCUACUUACUCCAACAAUUUGCCAGCACCUCCUCAAUCGAUGCAGCAAGCAUCUCUGAAACUGUCCAGGCAAGCAGGAGGUCCACAAACAGCCCCCAAAACCAAAUCCAGCGCCGGCAAGAAGAAAUCGUCACACAGAGCACCUGUCGUGUCUGAGGGAUGGGAGUCAAACUCCGAUACCAUCAAGCGGAAACCUUCACCUGUCUUAUCCCUUCCCCAGGACAAUGCAACUGAAGCACCAAAUACAAGUGCACACCCUAAAGAACCUAAAUCCAGUCACAGUCUCUCAGAGAAAAGGAAAAAAGCCCCUGUGAAGGUGCCUGAAAAAACAGUCAAAUCACCGUCCAGGACAGGGAAGGCUCCAGUGAAAGCCCCGGCAAAAAAGAAAGAAGUGGUUGCACCACCACCGCUGGAUGACUCAGAUGAUGUGGACUUCUACUCCCAGGAUCUGGAUAUGAUGGACACACUGGCCGGACAGGAUGCCGCAGUGGAAUCGGACAGCAGUGACACGAUGGAGUCGGCUCUGUCGGGAUUCGAGAACGAGAACACGGACACGAUCAAGAAGCAGCCCAUGAAGCUGAGUCCUGCCAGGACCAACACUGAGAUGAACCAUCCAGAGAUUGUGGGCAAAGCCUCGGGCAGCAGAGGCUCCGCCAUCAUGGACGGUAGAGCUGAUGUUGUCAUGAGAGAGCGGGGCAAAGCAGGUACUGCAAAGAAGGACCGAGAUUCUCAAGGCUUUGGUGAAGUUUCCCUUCAAUUAGCGGACAUCUUGAACAGCAUGGGCUCCGAUGACCCACUGGCUAGCUUUGCAGCCAAUGCCGAGGCUUCAGCCAAGGCCAGAAUGUCACCCAUCCAAUCACUCUCUCCCACUCAACCUGCUCCGACAGCCAGCCAAGAGCCAGCUGAAUCCAAAGACAUCUUCACCGACAUCGAGUCCAUGUUCAAUGAUCUCACCUUUGACCUUGAGAGCAUGAUGAAUUGACCUUAGGUCAAUGACCCCAAGUAACCCUUUUAAUUAUAUCUUCAGGCUAGGAUAAUAAUAAUGGUUAGAGAUUGCAAAAGAAAAGUCAACUUAUCCCUGGUCUGUUUUUCGAAUGUCCCCUUUUGAAAUAACAGAGAAAAUAUAUGAAGAUUUUUUUUUGUUUGGUUAAUGUGUGUCCUUUACCAAAAGAAUUGGCUUAAAGUCAUGAUUGAUUACUUUUUAUUGAGCGACUGUGGUACAUGUAUGUUCUUAUGUUCUAAUGUCAAACAUUAACUUCUGUGCGUAGACCAAAUUUUCUGUAUCGUCGUGAUAUUUCCAAAAAGAUGCACUGCUUUAUCUCUCGCUUAAAAAGUGUUCCAGAUGAAUGUCGAUAAGUAAACAAAUUCUUCACACCCGACGAAUAAAAUUGAUUAGUACUAGUUAUCGUUCUCAUUGCUUAAUAAGGUGAAUAUGCAAGUGUUUAAAAAAGCAAUUUAUGUCAAAUUUGUUUUACUGUUUGUGAUUUUAGAAGAAAACACAAUGGCGGUAGAGGGCAUAUAAAAAUGCAAGUUCAGUGUUUGUAACGUGAGCCAGUUUUGAGCCCUGUGGUUAUUCACCUUAAGUCCAUGCAGCUGGUAAGUUAAAUUUUGGACAUAACCUUGGAAGGAAAAAAAAUCACCUUCGAUAGCCACAAGUUAUGAAAUUUGGCAAUUUUGCUUAUAAAGUUGUUCAGAGACAUGAAUAAGAUGUGGUUUAUUACGAGUGUACCAGUACUGAAAAAAAAUUGUUGGAGUCGCAUUCAAAUCAUCGUGUUAAAGUCAUCACAAGUCAAUCAAAGUCAUCCAAACAAAAACUUCAAAAAAAUUUAAAAUGUUGACAGCUCACGGUAUGCAUCUUUAAUGUAUGUUUCUUCCGUUUUUGCCUACCCUGAAAAAAAAAAGGAAUUUGUUGCAUUUUGCUGGCAAUAAAACACCUUUAAAGCCUUGGUAUAUUAUUAAAUGAUUUUUUUUAUGCAUAAUUUUUUUUAAGCAAAUAUGAUUUUUAGAUAAAAAAAAAAAUCAGUUUUUAAACUAUCCUUCGGUUGAUGAGCAGUUGGAAAUUUCAAAAUGGUCAGCGAAGUCAUUGAACUAAAACAACAACAAACAAGCAAAUGAACAAACAAAAAAAACGUACAUACAUUGCGUUCUUUAAUACAGCAUUAGCAAAGAAUCUGUUUUGGAGAAAUGUGUUUUUUAUAGUUAUUGAUUUCACGCUAAAUCUAAGUUUUCUUCUCAAUUUGUGUCAUUGCUUCGAAUGUAAUACUGACUCAUGUACUCUAGUUUCUCUAAUGGUUCAAAGAACAAUAUUUGCAAGCAAAAAAAAAUGCAAACUUUGGAGUAAUUACUUUCUUUGAUGUAAGUUUUCUUGAAAAGCUUUGAUAGAGUUACAUGUUAAUAUGCAAGAGUCCAAUGUAAAAACAAAAAUGUCCGUUUAACCGAACAAAAGCUAUUCCAAACAAAGGGAGUUGCCGAAUUGAAUGAUAGUUUUUUAAAUGGCAGCGUUGAGAUGAAUUUCUACAAAUUUGCAUGUGGAACUUUUAUUUAAUUAAUUUUUUAUUGAGUUUUAUGUCUCCUCGCACCUUGUUGCAUUUGGCUAUGUGACAACUUAAUAUUGUAUGUAAAUGAAUUUCCUAAAGAACAAACAAAUCUUUAUUUUUGGGGUCGAUAGACUAUUUAUAAUGAAAGUAUAUUUAGUGAUUGGUUUUCUUCAGGUAAAGGUUUGUAUAUUUGUUUUUGUUCACUGCCAUUGGAGAUGCUUUCCUGUUAUGUUUUUCGUUUUGAGCUAGAGUUUGGAUCCGUAGGUAAUGCAAAGUGUGUACAUGUAUAUUUAUUCAGCAACUUGUUUUAUUCGUAAUAAGGCGCUCCAUGGGGAAUCUUGUUUAUGCCUUAAAAGAAAACGUUUCACAUCGGCCGCAACAUCUUAAAUUAGUUCAUUUUAAUUCCUCGGGUAUUUUGGGUGACCUGUCCCCUUUUGUUUCUAGUUAUUGAAAGUGACUAACUAUACAAGUGUUUGAAAGCAGUAUUUACGGUAAAACUGUAAAACGUUCCAUAGAAAUUCGUGUGGAUAUUUUUGGAGGGGGGGGGGGUGGUGGUGCGAAGCUUCUUGAAAGACAUUGAUAUUUCUUGUUUUAAGUCUAUUUCGAGGAAUUCUAAGCUUAACCUAUCACACAAGGUCGCGGGUUAAUCUUAAUUGGUCGUGUAUUAUUCUGCAAGCUACAAUCGAAUGUGUCUCGUUAUUACGAGCUCGGUUAUGACGGGACUCCGGUUAAGACGAGCAUAUUUCGCCAGUCUCGACCUUAGUGUGCACAUUCCUAGGAGGAAAUUAACUGCUUAAUACGAACUUUGGUAAAAUGAGAAUUCGGUUAAGACGAGUUUUUGACCCCUCGUGUGCAAAUGCAUUUAUUUAUCUCAACGAGCGUUUGGGGAAACACUUGUCAGUCAGUGCACCAUUCAAUAAUGUACUUCACUGUUUUUGUUAAGAAGUUGAAGUCUUUUACAUUGACUCUCCUGUUUCUGGGUACCGUAGUAGAUGUACACGUAGUUCGUUGUAGGCGUUUCGGUGUUCCACUUUUCCAACAGACUGCAUGUGUACAUAACCAGAGCUUUAUAUAAGAAGUCUUGAGAACCGAUAUUUUAUUAUUUCUGACAGUUCAACUGUGUUCCAAGGAGAAAGGUCUCUGAUUGGAGAACAAAAUGAGAAAAAUCAGCUAUGCACCGAUGUUUGUUGCCUAUGCAACAAAACAAAAACAAUGCUGCCGACGGUUAAGAGGAGUAAUGAUUUGUACGGAUGAAGAACUAACAAGAAACAGAUUUUUUUUAUUCUUCCUGAUUUUAUCUGUCAGACUUUACUUCUGUUUUUAGUCAGAUUUUCCUUAUGUCUGGUGGAGUUGUUAGCAACUGACUUAUGCUCGCGUACUGUACAUGUAAUUUAUACAACGAAGGUUCUUUGAAACGAUACAAUGUGAUUAUAUAUACGUUUAUGUUAUACAUUGUAUAUUAUGGGUAAUAAUGUACAAUAGUUAAUACUAUACAAAAACUGUAUACUCGUGUAAGUAAUGAAGUUGUGUCCAAACAUACUGAUGUAGUCUUGGUCCGUACAUCGAACGGCAUUGCACAAUCGUACAGUGCAUUUUGAUUUCAGCCAUUGGCGGGAAACACAAAGUUUAACUUCGUUUAACAGCGUGAACAAAAACUGUUAUAAUUAUGCAAGGUGUGUGCAAAGUAUAAUUGUUAAGGUCGUUUAUGUAAUUACCGACAGUAUUUGUGUUUGCCCGAUAAGCAAGAAUGCUAAGGCCUAAUUCUAACUUGAGUAUCUUAUCGAUCAGUGUACCAAUAUUAUACAUUUAUGUUACUAUUGUAAAAAAUAAAAACCAGGAGUUACUUCAUUGAAAACUGUGUUUGAUAUAUAUAGAUAAUUAUGAAUUUAAGUGAACUAAUAAAAGUACUUCUGGGGCUUCCGGAAAAAGAAAAGUGA
Messenger RNA from Patiria miniata (bat star), 9763 nucleotides. Its product is annotated as histone-lysine N-methyltransferase 2D-like. Bases 908 to 6271 code for a protein of 1787 amino acids. The record is from RefSeq and is a predicted model, not a curated record. The transcript is spliced from 14 exons. Gene Ontology annotation, molecular function: protein binding. Lineage: Eukaryota; Metazoa; Echinodermata; Asteroidea; Valvatida; Asterinidae.